Marchantia polymorpha subsp. ruderalis is the source of this 390-nucleotide messenger RNA. NCBI's taxonomy places the organism in Eukaryota, Viridiplantae, Streptophyta, Marchantiopsida, Marchantiales, Marchantiaceae. The record is from the annotation of a GenBank genome assembly.
GAGAUCUACAUGGAGGGCUUCUUGAAUUCCGCAUCUCUUCGACAGAUCUCCCACUAUAUUAUCAGGGAAUAUGGGUCUGUGGAUCAUAAUCUUCACAAUUGGAAAUUGUCAUAAGGUUGAGGAUGUACCCACAUCCUCAGAGGAUGCCUCGGCAGAGUCCGCACUCCGUUAGGUCAACAAUACAAACUUUUGUUGGAAAUUUAGAGAUUGAGAAGACAGUGAAUUCGGUAAACCCUAAACCCUAUUAGCUUCAUAUACUUCAGUACGAAAUUGAAUAUAUUAUUCUGAUAUUCUUAAAUUCCAUUUAUACCAAAUUGAAUAUCAUGGGAUACUUUAUUAUAAAUAUUUUGUGACAUUUUUCAUUUGUAUAAUUUUGAACGAUGGUACUGG